This is a messenger RNA of Aureobasidium namibiae CBS 147.97, 519 nucleotides long. RefSeq lists its product as uncharacterized. The transcript has a single exon. The record is from RefSeq and is a predicted model, not a curated record. Lineage: Eukaryota; Fungi; Ascomycota; Dothideomycetes; Dothideales; Saccotheciaceae. The annotation marks the transcript as partial.
GCCCUUGCUGGCUCUGUCAUGGCCGCUCCCGCACCUCAGAGCUCUUUCCAGGGUCUUGCCAUCCACUCUGGCUCCCCCAUCCAAUUCGCAACCGUCAACGCCAACGACGGCAACUUCUGGCUCCUCUACAAGACCGCAACAUCCUGCCCUUCCAAUGUCAAGUGCUCCAAGACAACCGACACCAUCUUUACCGGUGGCAAGGACACCCUCAACCUCAAGGUCGAGGUCCCCGGAGGCCAGCAGGUCUACGUUAACGACGUCGGUGCUUUGAGAUACACCCAGCCCCACAGCGCUGCCAUUGGCGAGGGUUCUUCCCAGACUGGCUUUGCUGUCUCGAAGAACGGCAAGUUCGACUACUUGACCUACAAUGGCAGUGGCUUCCUUGCUUGCCCAACCGACGACAACAACUACCUUGUCUACGUCAACGGAGCUUCUGCUGUCGAGGACAGCACUGACUGCCUUGGCUUCGAUUUCCUCGUCGGCGAUGACUCUGCUCCUGCCGCUUGGGAGUACUCCUAG